Messenger RNA from Cottoperca gobio, 3819 nucleotides. RefSeq names its product sarcalumenin (gene srla). Gene Ontology annotation, molecular function: GTP binding. Lineage: Eukaryota; Metazoa; Chordata; Actinopteri; Perciformes; Bovichtidae. The record is from RefSeq and is a predicted model, not a curated record. The coding region runs from base 1 to 2715 and encodes 904 amino acids. The transcript is spliced from 8 exons.
AUGAGGAGAAGGCCCCUGGCAGCCAAAAUGAAGUCUCUGCUGUCUAUGUGCUGCGUGCUGUCUCUGCUGGCCCUGUCUGCUGCAGAUCUCCUGGCAGAGUCCUCCAUCCACGAUGAGGAGCAUCUGGUGCAUCUGCAGUUCCAGCAGCCGGAGGGAGAGCUCUUCUCCUGUGGAUGUGACACAACAGAGGAGCACGCCAGCCAGAGCUCCUCCAAUGACACCCCGGCCCCGGAGAGGGUCAUAUGCCAGCCCUGCAAACCCCCAUCAGCUGUAGAUACUGAAGAAGUGCCAGCUUCCACCUCAGAGCAUGAAGAGGAGGAGGAAGAUGCAGCUCAUGCAGAGGAGGAUGCUUCCACUGAGGAGGUAACAAGUGAUGGAGAGGAAGAGCAGGAGGAGGCAGCUUCCCGGGAAGAGGAAGUUACAUCUGAGGAGGAGGCUGAGGAUCACAGUGUGGAGGAAGAGGAAGUAGCUGAGGAAGUUGCAUCAUCUGAAGAGGAGGUUGAGGAGGAGAAAAUCGAGGAAGAGGAAGAAGAGGAAUUACCCCAUGAGGAAGAGGAAGGGAGUGAACCUCAGGAAGAAGUUGCAGAAGAGGAAGAAGCUGCUGUUGAAGAAGCAGUUGAGGAACCAGAAGGGGAAGACACACAAGAGGACACAGAGGCAGCAGCUGAGGAGGAAAGUGUGGAAACUUCCAUAUACGAGGUUGUAGAGGAGGAAGCUGAGGAGGAGGUUGCAGAGGCUGAACCAGAAGCAGAUCCAGUUGAGCUUCCUCAAACAGAUUCUGAACUUGAGGAAACAGAGCCAGAAGCGAUAGCAGAAUCUGUGGCUGAACCAGAGGUGACUGCAGAGCCUGAACCAGAACCAGAGAUAGUUGCAGAGCCUGAACCAGAACCAGAGGUGACUGCAGAGCCUGAACCAGAACCAGAGAUAGUUGCAGAGCUUGAACCAGAACCAGAGGUGACUGCAGAGCCUGAACCAGAACCAGAGGUGGUUGUAGAACCUGAACCAGAGGUGACUGCAGAGCCUGAACCUGAACCAGAAGUGGUUGCAGAGCCUGAACCAGAGGUGGUCGCAGAACCUGAAGUAAUUUCAGAGCCUGAGGCAAUUCCAGAGCCUGAUCCAGAACCAGAGGUCGUUCCUGAAGUGGAGCCAGAACCUGUUGUGGAGGAGGUCACACCAGAAUCUGUAGAGGAUGUGGCUGUGCAAGAGGAGCUGGUGGAGGAGGCACCUGUUGAUGUCGAGGAGGUGACAAUGGAGGAGGUGACAGUGGAGGAGGUGACAGUGGAGGAGGUGACUGCAGAGCAGCCUACGCAGUCUAAAAACAAAGAGCGUGAGACAGCAAGCCGGACACCGAGGGACCGCUCACACAUUGAGGACACGCUGCGAUUGGCUACUAAUGAACCCUCAGCAGAGUUCUCAGUUGCUAUGAAGAAGCUGUUGGACAUCUACCACACUGCCAUCAAGCCAAUGGAGCAAGCCUACAAGUACAACGAGCUCAGGCAGCAUGAAGUCACAGAUGGAGAGAUCACCUCCAAGCCCAUGGUUUUGUUCCUGGGACCGUGGAGUGUGGGCAAGUCCUCCAUGAUCAACUACCUGCUGGGUCUUCACGGCACCUCACAGGAACUCUACACAGGUGCUGAGCCCACCACCUCCGAGUACACCGUCAUAAUGCACGGGGAGAAGUUUCGCUCCAUUGAGGGCAUCGUCAUGGCAGCAGACAGCUCACGGUCCUUCUCACCUCUGGAGAAGUUCGGCCAGGGCUUCUUGGAGCGGCUGGUCGGCGUCGAGAUGCCCCACAAGCUGCUUGAGAGGGUCACCUUCGUCGACACGCCCGGCAUCAUUGAAAACCGCAAGCAGCAGGAGAGAGGUUACCCCUACAACGACGUGUGCCAGUGGUUUAUCGAUCGAGCAGAUCUGAUCUUCCAGGUGUUUGACCCCACCAAGCUGGACGUGGGAGGGGAGCUGGAGAUGCUCUUCAAGCAGAUGAAGGGCCGCGAGUCCCAGAUUCGCCUCAUCCUCAACAAGGCCGACAGUCUUUCCACCCAGAACCUGUUGAGGGUCUACGGGGCUCUGUUCUGGAGCAUGGCGCCGCUCAUCAAGGUCACAGAGCCUCCUCGGGUGUACGUCAGCUCCUUCUGGCCCCAGGACUACGCUGCAGACACCAGCCGAGAGCUCUUCAUGAAGGAGGAGACCUCUCUGCUGGAGGACCUCAACCAGGUGAUUGAGAAUCAGAUGGAGAACAAGAUCGCUUUCAUCCGCCAGCACGGCAUCCGUGUCCGUAUCCACGCCCUGCUGGUGGACCGCUACCUCCAGACCUUCUCCGACAAGCUGGGCUGGUUCAGCGACCCCUACGAGGUGUUCCAAGACAUUGUCAACGACCCGGACAAGUACUACAUCUUCAAAUCCAUUCUGGCCAAAACCAACGUCAGCAAGUUCGACCUGCCCAAGAAGGAGGCCUACCAGGACUUCUUCGGCGUGAACCCGGUCUCCAGCUUCAAGCAGCUCUCCUCCCACUGCAGCUGGACCGGCGGCUGUCUGCUGGAGAAGCUAGAGAGGGCCAUCUCGUACGAGCUCCCGGCUCUGCUCAGCAGCACCAGCAAGGCCGCAGACACGCCUGCCCCAGCGAAGGCUGCACCCACACCUCCGCCUCCGCUCCCCGGCACCUGUGAGGGUCCCGGGUGUGAGGAGAAACCCAAAAAUCGCUGGAGGAGGCAGUGAGACGUAGGACAGGGGUGCAGCAGGAGGAACAGAGGAGGCAGAUGGCGGCAGCGGCCAGAGGGUUUCCUUAAAUAAUCCUUACUGCUGUGAUUUUCAGAACUGGGUAUGGGGAGACUGAGCAGGGAGAGGGAAAGAGAAAAGACCUGGGUCAGAAUACUUCUUACUUAGUGCUUGUUUUUACCUGGAUGGGGACAGUUCAGAUCAAUUGUAGAUGACAGAAAAGUAUACCCAAUUUUACUUUUCAACAACCCUCUGGUACACAUUGUUCUGUAUGAUACCGUUCUGGUAUUUGGGUAGGUCAAAACUAACAGUGAAUUUCUUUGAUUACGGUAGAAUAAGAAAUGUAGAAGAAGAGGCUUGAAGUCGUGCCAUCUGAAGCCAUUGUUGUGUGCAAAAUGUGAUACAUGUCUGCAGGAGAAACGAACCUCCGAAGCACGAUAUUUUCCUAUGUAACCUUCCAAGUUAGUGAAAUCUGAGAAUGAAUGUUUUCUUGUUUCUCACUGUUUUCAAGUUUGUACAUUAUUUAUUCAAGUUUUCUCCUUCAGAGAAAGAUGCUGGCAGCGCUGUCACUCUACCAGUGAUACAGUAGAUGCUGCCACUCUUUUGUCCUCUGCGUUGUUUGCAAAGUCUGAAGAUUGAGAUAAACUGCUGUGCUGUGUUUUUACAGUUAAACCAGUGUAGGGCGUUAUUGCGUCAACAAGCUUAUUUUCAACGGUGGGGCAGUAAAAUAUAAAGAAGGGAGCUCUCGUAGUGUUUUAUUGAGCAAAACCAUGGUUAGUCACUGCAUUACUGUAUACUGUACUGUCAUUUUUUCUUUAUUUUACUAGUCUACGUUUAUUAUAGGAACAGGUUUAGUUUAACAUUUCUCUGUGCUGUUUAGACUGAAUUGACUGAAUACUGCCAUGUUGUCAUUUAGUCGUAGCUUUCCUUUCAUGUAAGCUUUUAUUUAAUGCCACCGCUGCCUUUUCAGCCCUCUGAACUGUUGCUAGUUUUACCUCAACGCGGUUGCAUGCCAUAUGGGCAUUUCCUUUCAAAUUGUAAUCUUUUCCUUGUUCUUUUAGGUCUGUUUGUAAUUGUCAUUAUUUUGAGUAAACAACAACAAAA